AUGGGAGGCUUAUUGCAUCUCUUCGACUUCCACAACAACAGCUUCUCCCGGAAAGUUUUCUCCCAUCACAAAAGCCGCGACGAAGAUCUGGAAGCUCCAAGGAAUAGUUUUGAGCUCCAAGUUGACAAUUUUCAGUCUUACCAUAACGAGAAAGACAUACCGCAGAGUUAUGGAUAUGAGGAAGAGGAAUGGUACGAGAGAAGCUGUUACCCAAUUGAGGAAUCAAUGAAGAAGAAGAUCAUUGAGGAGCUCUCAAAACGUACCAACGACAAACAACAGAACACACCGAGUCUUGUAGCUAAGCUUAUGGGAAUGGAGUCAACUCCUCUAGAGUCUACUAAAUCAACGGCUUGGAUCAAUCUCAAUCUUCAUCGUCACUCUACUAAAUCGGAUCAAUCUCAUGAGAAAGGAGGGAAAAGAAACAGGAAAGGCAAGUUCUCUUCAUCAGUGAAUGUAACAGAGGCAGAGGAGAUUAUGAAUCCACCAAUGCGUCGAGAACAUCCUCAAGAAGAAGAGCUUCAGAGAUUCAGAAGAGAGUUUGAAGCUUGGCAAGCUGACAAAAGGUCUAAAGACUGUUCAAGAAUCGUCAUUGAAUCAGACUGCAAAGAGAAAGAGAGGCUCUUCACAAGAACUAGAAGCUUUGGUCGUGAUUUUAACUUGAAAACAGAAAGAGCAGCUCCUCCUCCUCCAACAAGGAUUGUGGUUUUGAGACCAGGUCCUCAGAGAGUGUAUGAAUACGAAGAUUCGUUAACUACUUCUUCAGGAACAACCAUGGAAGGAAGCAGAGGAAGCAGCAUUGAGGAGUUUCUUGAAGAAGUUAAAGAGAGGUUGAAAGGUGAGCUUCAAGGAAGAGCUCUCAAGAGAAGCUCAUCGGUGAGAGGAAGCGGGAUCGAGACUCCUUUCAGCGAAAGACCUUUCCCUAGGUCUGAAUCGAUGAGAUCAUACGCCGCGAGUGAGGUCCAGUGCAAUGCACCAGACUCUCCUCAAGAGUUUAUAAGUAGAGACACAAGAAAGCUUUUGGCAGAGAGGUUGAAGAAUGUUUUGAGGAAAGAGAUGACUCCUUCUUCAUGUAGUAGCCGCUUGCGACCUACUGUAUCUGAUGCAGAGAAACAAAGUGAUGGAAUCGAUGAAGAAGAAGAAGACUUGAGAACAAACAGAGAUGUUACUAAGAAAGAGACUUCAUCGCCAAGAAAUCUCAAAAGAUCUUUAUCUGCUCCUGUCUCAGGGACAUCGUUUGGUAAGCUUCUGUUAGAGGAUCGGCAUGUUUUGACUGGAGCGCAGAUCAUGAGGAAGCACGAGGCUGUGAUAACAGAGCGAGAAGAGACAGAAGCAGAAGCAGAAACAGAACCAGCUGUUGUGGAUCCGAUUAGGAGGAAAGAAAGAUUCAAUCUCAGGAAGAAAGUCUCAAGCUUUAGAUCAACUCUUAGAGGGAGAAUCUUUGGUAAGAAGAUACGUUCGAUGAUUGAAUCAAACAGCUUCGAGGAUGAAUCAAUCAAGGAUUUUGUGACGGGUUCGAGGUUUAACAACUUUUACGAUCGAAAUGAGAAUUCAACAGAAGUGCCUCCAAGCCCUGCAUCAGUCUGCAGUAGUACACCAGAAGAGUUCUGGAGGAAUGUCGAUUAUCUCAGCCAGAUUUCGACACCUGAUGUGACUGUAUCUGAUGAGAACGGUAUGCCACAAGUCUUCAGAGACAUCAGUUCCAAUCUAAGUGAACUAAGAAGGCAGAUAAAUGAGCUUGACUCUGACAUACAAGUGCCAACGCCUGUGGAAGAAGAAGCAGCUCGAGAGAUUGAGACCAUUGUUGAUUUAGGAAAUCCAGACAAAGUUUUUGUGAGAGAUCUUCUUGUGGCUUCUGGUUUGUAUGAAGGGACAACAGAUAGAUCAUUGUCUAGAUGGGAUCCAUUUGCCAAGCCUAUAAACAAAUCUGUUCUUGAAGAAACAAAAGAGAAUAUCAAGAAAAGAAGCAAUGAGAAUCAAGAAGACGAAGAAGAUAUUGAAGAGAGUACAAGAAGUGAAGAUAAUCAUGACAUACUGUUUGAUCUUCUGAACGAAGUACUUACUGUGGUGCUUGGACCAUUGACAAAGUCAGCUUUCAAGAAGAAAUUUAUUAGCUCGUGUGUGUCUGAGCCGACGACUAUACGAGGUAUAUAUCUGUUGGAAUCAACUUGGAGGAUCAUGUCGGAGUAUUUAUAUUCUCAGCCGGAUAAACCAUUUUGUUCAUUGGAUGGGAUUAUUGGUUGGGACUUGGAGAGGUGUCCAUGGAGUGGUUUGAUUGGUGAAGAAGUUAAUGUGUUGGGGAGAGAAGUUGAAAGUAUGAUCAUGGCGGAUCUUGUUGAUGAAGUUGUCAAGGAUCUAGCUAAGAACUUAAGAUAA
Microthlaspi erraticum is the source of this 2373-nucleotide messenger RNA. The record is from the annotation of a GenBank genome assembly. NCBI's taxonomy places the organism in Eukaryota, Viridiplantae, Streptophyta, Magnoliopsida, Brassicales, Brassicaceae.